AUGCCAGGCACUAAAUAUGAACAGCUGUCUUUAAAAAGUGAUACAGAAGAAAACGUUACAAUAAACAAACCAAAGGGAAAAUGGUCUGAUAUUUGUGUACAAAAAAGCCUGUUGUCGCUAGGUUUAAUUCUUAUAUACUUUUCUCUCUCUAUUGGCUUGACUUUCUACCAACGAUGGCUGCUAAAGGGUUUCAAUUUUCCUCUGACAGUAGUGAUGUAUCAUCUGAUAAUCAAGUGGAUAUUGUCAGUGUUGGUCCGUACAAUCUUAUACCUGAUCACGGGCACACCGCAGUUGAUGUUGCCAUUCAUGACUUGCCUGCGGUCAGUAGGCCCCACCGGGCUGGCUAGUGGUAUCGAUGUGGGAUUCUCCAACUGGGGCCUUGAGCUGGUCACCAUAUCUCUGUACACCAUGACCAAGUCUACUACAAUUAUUUUUAUACUCUUCUUUGCAAUGAUGUUGGGACUCGAGAAGAAGUCGUGGUCGCUGGUGGGGAUCGUGUUACUGAUCGCGAUCGGUCUGGUCAUGUUCACGUACAAGGCGACUCAGUUCGAUCUGCUCGGAUUUAACUUCCUGCUACUGGCAUCGUUUGCGGCCGGCCUGCGGUGGACGUUCGCCCAACUUCUCAUGCAGAAGUCCAAGCUCGGGCUCCAUAACCCCGUCGAUAUGGUGUUCCAUGUGCAGCCGUGGAUGUUCAUCAGCUUGCUACCUUUCAUGAUUAUGUUUGAAGGUCUGGACUGCUUGAAGUACCUGCAAGCGGAGUGGGCGUCCCGCGGCGGGCAGGUCACGGGGACCCUGCUCAAGGUGUCCGUGGGUGCCACAAUCGCCUUCGCCAUGGAGAUUAGCGAGUUCCUAGUGGUCACCUACACCUCCAGUCUCACGCUGUCCAUCGCCGGCAUAUUCAAGGAGAUGUUCAUCCUGGUGUUGGCGGUGGAGGUGAGCGGCGAUCAGCUGAGCACCGUGAACGUGGCCGGACUGGCGCUCUGCCUGCUCGGCAUAGUCGGACACAUCGUGCAUAAGGUGCUCGUGAUACGCGCCGUGGCCGGUUCAGUGCGCGCUCUGGACGAAGACAAUUUCAAAAUAAACAGACCGCGAUCUACCAAAGAAGGCGACCACUCCGAGCCACUGCUCGACCAGCACUGGCAACAGAGCGACGACAGCGACCUGGACACCAACCUCGUGCUGUUCCAAGUGCUGCAGCGACGAGACGGCAGGUAG
This is a messenger RNA of Diatraea saccharalis (sugarcane borer), 1215 nucleotides long. NCBI's taxonomy places the organism in Eukaryota, Metazoa, Arthropoda, Insecta, Lepidoptera, Crambidae. The record is from the annotation of a GenBank genome assembly.